Molecule: messenger RNA, 3142 nt
Organism: Condylostylus longicornis
Lineage: Eukaryota; Metazoa; Arthropoda; Insecta; Diptera; Dolichopodidae
Exons: 5
Coding region: 66-3008 (980 amino acids)
Biological process (GO): tRNA methylation
Cellular component (GO): cytoplasm
Molecular function (GO): protein binding
Source: RefSeq, a predicted model, not a curated record
AGUAAAGAAUGUUUAUAAAUUUUUGCUCUUUAUUAUUUUUUUCAUAAACAUAGUUUGAUAUUAUUAUGGUACAAAUUUGCGAUAUAAUAGCAGUAAAAGUUUUGAAAAAUAAUCAGGUUUUUGUGGGUAUCGGAAAUAAUGUAAGGUAUUAUUCGAAUGUAACAUAUAAAGAGGUUCCAUGGAGAAUCAAGAGAAAGAUACAUGGAAUAGAUGUAGAUGAUGAAAAUGAUGUUGUUUUAGUAUAUGGCGAAAGACAAUUUAUUUUAUUCAGUAAUGAAAGGAAUGAUUUUAAAUUAAUUUAUUCAGGGAGAAUUAAUGAUUGGAUCAGUUCUGGAAAAUUACUUCAGAAUGAUAAAUUUUGUUUAGUGACUGGUCAUUUGACUGCAAUUGAAUUAGAAUACAAUAGAGAACUGCAAACAUGUACUAUAAUAAAUAAAAGUUUUUGUUUUGAUAAAACUACGUUGUAUUGUUCUUCCAUACUAGGAAAAACUUGGGAUGAUUUAAUUAUUUUUGGUGGCACUGCUAUGAAUGUAAUUGUUUUCAGACCUCUAUCGUCUAAUAUUAUUCAACGUUUAAGUGGAAAUAAUGGUGUAACCCUUUCUGUAGAUGUUAGUGUAGAGUUUAAUAUUUUAAUUACGACAUCAGAUGACAGAUCUCUUAAAAUUUAUAAUUUCAAUAUCCAGGAAAAAAUUAGAGACGAUUACAUAUGCAAUAAUCCUAUUUCAACAGAUUCUUUCAUACAGAGUUACGGUCACACAGCUCGAGUGUUCCAAGGUAAAAUAAUAAAAAAAGGAAAUGUACCGUACAUUCUUACUGUAGGAGAAGAUUCAAACCUCUGCGUGUGGAACAAUAAAGGUCAACUUUUGUUUCGAAGGUUACAUCAUUUCGGUGCUGCUAUUUGGAACUUAGAUUAUGAUUAUGAAAGUGGUGCAGUAUUUACCACUGGGUCUGAUGGAAAUUGUAAAAAAUAUGACUUAAACUCUAUCUUAUCGAAUAUUUCUAUUCAAUCUAAAAUUGAAACUAUAGAUUGUUUACAAACCCCUAGCGAAAAUUCUAUGAAAUUGGACAAAUUUGAAAAAAUUGCCUUCUUGUGUAAUGAUAGGAUUGUAGUUGGAUUGACAAAUCAAAAUUUUUUGAUGGUAAAAAUUGGCAGUGAAACAUGGGUGAAGAUUGAUCAUUUACUUGAAAAAAAGACCUGCCAGGAAUCAUUGUUAAAAACAAAAUGUUCAAUUUUAAAAACAUAUAAAAACUUAAUUUACCUAGCAGCUUUUAAAACUUUAAUAAUUAUUGAAUUUGAUCCUGUUGCACACAAGUUUAGAAUUAAGAAAAACGAAGUAGUUUCAAAUAACUAUAUAAAAUCAAUAUUCUUUUUGAAUGACGAUGAAUACUUAGUAUGCGAUGAAACUGGAAAUUGUAAAUUAUUUAAUAAGAAUUCUAAUGAAUAUGUUGCAAUUGCAGUCCCAAAAAGUAGAGAACCUUGGGUAACAUGUGCAUUUAAAUUUGAAGAAUAUUUUUUGUUGAGCAACCGUCAGGGAAACCUCUUUUUGUACGUUUAUGAAAAUUCUAACUUUGUGCUUAAAAAUUGUUUAAAACACGUUAAUGGUAACUUUGGGAUCACUAAUAUUUGUUUAGAAAACGAUUUUAAAAAUUUUGCAAUUUUGAAAACAUAUGGUCAUGAUAAUACUAUAAAAAUCAUAAAGCUAAAUAAAGGACUGCAAAACAUUGCUAUAAUUUCAAGACAAAAUAUUCCAAUUGUAUGGGUAGAGAGAGUUUUUAAAUUCUUAGAAGAGGAAUACAUAGCAGGGUUUAAUUCAACAAGUUUCGUUGUAUGGAACAAAAAGGAUGGAGAGGUAUUCAGUUUUAAUUGUGGUGGUGGGCAUCGAUUUUGGGAUUGUUUUAUUAAUGCUAUAGAAAAUACUUUGAAAUUAAUUUUUAUAAAGAAAGGAAGCAUACAUGUUGUAGAUACAAGUUUUAAAAAUAUCUCAAAAAAUUUAGUUAAUAUAAUUCAAUAUCGAUGGCAUAUGAAAGAAUGCAACGUACUAAAAGUAAUAAACAAUGAAUAUUUAGUAUCCGGAGGAGAGGAUAAUAUUUUAAAAAUAAGUAAACUUGAGAAAAACGUUUUACAGUGUGAAAGAAGUUUAAAUGUAAUUCAAGAUAUGAAUCAACAUAUUUCUAAUAUAAGAACAAUUGAAAUUUGCCAUGUUUCGGAGGAUUUCUUAAUAUUUUCCGCUGGAGGAAGAGCACAAAUUUGUGUAAGUAAAUUCAACACUAAGACGCUAUUCUUGGAAGAAGUUUCUACUUUUAUGUUAAGGUCAACAGACUUUCAGAAAAACAAUAGUAAUAAAGGAAAAAUUGAUUUUGAUCCUGAAACUCGUUUUAUGGCCAUGGCAUUAUUAUGUAAUGAAAAUAAUGAAAUUGAAAUAUUUUCUGGUUGUUCAGAUGGUUAUAUUCGGAAGUUUCGUUUUAUAUAUGGAAAUAUUAAGUUUGUUGAUGGAUUGUUUUACAAUAGAUGUAUAAUGCAAGUUAAUAUUAUAAAAAAUAAAUUAUUAUUAUCAGCUUCAACAGAUGGUACCAUUAAUAUUUGGAAUACAAUUGACUUUUCUUCUCAUUCCAAAGCUCUAUAUAAAAUAAAACAUCAUGAAAGCGGAAUAAAUGCUAUUGAUAUUGCAGAAAAGGAUAACCAUAUUUACAUUAUUACGGGAGGCGAUGAUCAAAGUAUAGUGUUUUCUACAAUUAAAUAUGAUAAUUGUACAAAUUUUUAUUUAAUAAAAAAAACAUGUUUUGAUUUUCUACAUACUGCACAAGUCACUGGAGUGAAAUUUACUAAUGAUAUAAAAUAUUUCUAUUCAACAUCUGUUGAUCAAACCGUUUGUAAAUUUUGUCUUGAAACUAAUAAGUUAAUUGAAAACAAAUCAAUGUGUGUAGCCGACAUUAAGGGAUUAGAAAUAUUACAUGAAAAUGAUAAAAUUUCUGGCGUAGUUUAUGGCUGUGGUAUUGAAAGUUUCUAAAUAAAUUAUGUUUUAUUAAUGUGUACAUAUUAUGUAUGCUAUAAAAUAUAUAUAUAUACACGUAUUUUUGCAUUUUAUGACUAAAAACAAAUUUUGUAAUUAAAUUUUUUAUGUUGCUAUUAUCUAGACAUUAA